UUUCUAAGUCAGGAAGAGAAAGUCCAGACCUGGCCAAUUGGAGGCGGAAUUGCAGAAGACAGGCGGAAGGAGAACUUCGUCCCAAGGGUGUUGCUGCUAAAGAUUUCUGGCCUAAAUGAAGCAUCUGACACCCCUCACCCUUCUUGCCUGUGGCUCCUUUAAUCCCAUAACAAAUAUGCACUUGCGUUUGUUUGAACUAGCAAGAGAUCACCUGCAUCAAACAGGAAAGUACCAAGUGAUUGGAGGUAUAAUUUCACCAGUUAACGAUGAUUAUGGAAAGCAAGGAUUAGUGGCAGCAAAGCAUCGAGUAGCAAUGGCUCAUCUUGCACUUGAGACUUCAGAUUGGAUCAGAGUGGAUCCUUGGGAGAGUCAACAGAGACAGUGGAUUGAGACCAUAGCAGUUCUCAGGCACCAUUACAAAGAACUGCUUAAAUCACACCAUAUCAGGAAACUGCCUGGGGAAAACAAUCAGCCCAUAGAAAAAGCUGCUGGGCCAUCAUUCCCUUCAUCACUCACAGGUGUCCCAGAGUUGAAACUUCUUUGUGGAGCUGAUUUUCUGAAGACAUUUCAAGUGCCUGAUCUUUGGAAAGAAGAACACAUUUUAGAAAUAGUGGACAAGUUUGGGCUGGUGUGCAUUAGUCGUGCUGGCAGUGAUUCUUCUCAGUGUAUAUCAGAAUCAGAGGUUUUGAGCCGUUACCAACACAAUAUCCACUUGGUGAGAGAGUGGAUCCAGAAUGAAAUCAGUGCCACCAGUAUAAGACAGGCCUUAUGUAAAGGGCAGAGUGUAAAAUAUCUGGUUCCAGACUCAGUUAUUUCCUACAUUAAGCAACACACUAUAUAUACCGAGGAAACAGAACGGAGAAAUGAAGGGGAUUUGCUGCAACCUCUUAAGCGAUACAGUACUGUGCUCAGCUCUUUGAACGACUGAAGGUUCUGCUUUAGCAAAGUUACUCACUUCAACAGAGAAAUAAAUCAAAUACUUUUAUCUAUAAGGGAAAAA
Molecule: messenger RNA, 1000 nt
Organism: Anolis sagrei ordinatus
Lineage: Eukaryota; Metazoa; Chordata; Lepidosauria; Squamata; Anolidae
Source: RefSeq, a predicted model, not a curated record